AUGGUUCCUAGAAUGGAUAGAGAACCUAUAUUCGCUGCCACGGCGACACCACCCAGAUCUAUUCUCCGGCACUCUAGUAAAGUUCGUAAGGUCGACGAUGCAGGGCUUGACGAUGGAACAACUAUGGCUUCUGGGUACCAUAAAAGGCGUAAGAUAAAAUUCAGUUCAGAAGCAAAGGACCAAGUACACGUAGAAAUGCCUCAUCCCUCUGCAAAAGCUCUGGGGAUUAUUAGAGGUGUAGUAAAAAAGACCAUUGAAUCUCACCUUCAAGGUGAUAGUCAUGAAUAUGAGUGUCUAGAGAGUUGCUUUCGCCCAAAGGAGAUGGAUCACGACGAUGAGCGCGUUAAAUUCACCGAUAUCAAGAUUUAUCUACUCGCCCUCACCAGUUACACAUCUUUACUCGGCAAGAAUUUUUCAACAUUGAUAAAUGCUAUCCUCAAAAUCGAUUGGAUCGGAAGAGAUGGAGUAUUUGUCAAAGUCUAUAUCAACUUCUUAAGUAGCUUAGCCAGUGCUCAAGGCGCCUAUGUCGGCUUGAUCCUCGAAAUGUUACUAUCUUACUUCCAAGGAUUCCCCCCUCUCAGUGGAAGAGUUGAAGGGUGUCCCGAAUAUAAUCAAGACCAACUUUUUUCUAGACUUCACGCGGCCCUCAAAUAUCUUGUACAACUAGUUCCAUCUGCAAGCAGCGUUAUACUGUCUCUAGUAGACAAAAAGUUUCCGUUCGCUGAUGACAGUAAAAAGUUACUCAUAAAUUAUGUCGAGAACCUUAUUCAACUCACUAGCUACGCGCCAGAGCUAAAGCCUGACGUACUUGCUUUAAUUACGGAUAGACUUGUGAAGAUUGACGUACAGAUGCAGGUUGACUUGGAUGAUCUCGACGAUGAAGUCGCAAGCUCUCUCGUGGACACUACACAGCAAAACUUAUCUGGGGAGGAAGAGGAUUUGUAUUGCUCUGACAGCGAUACUGAUUCUGCGUCUGCUGAUGAAGUCUCCGGAAUGAGUUCAAAGCGACUAAAAAAAGUUCGCGACAACGUGGAAAAAUUGGACACCAUAUUAGAACUGCUCUUCCAAGUUUAUACCCCUUGUUUUUCAGAUCCCAAUAGCGCAGUUGCUGUCUCAACAUUCGAAACCCUACUUGCUCAUUUUGCAAAUAUUAUAUUACCUACAUAUCGCUCUCGGCACACACAAUUUCUCUUGUUUCACUUUGCUCAAAAGUCGGAACAUUUAGUUGACCAAUUCGCGGGAACAUGUGUGCAACUUGCAUUUCAGACUGGUCGGCCAGCAAUAUUAAGACAGUCGGCUGCCGCCUACCUCGCCAGCUUCGUUGCACGAGGUGCAAAUGUGCAGCCUCAGAUCGUACAAACUGUGUUCGACCUUAUAGGACGUAAUCUAGAUCAUAUUAGAGCUGAAAAUGAGAUAUCUUGCCGUGGUCCGGAUCUUCAGCGCUAUGGCACCUUCUAUGCCAUGACUCAAGCACUUCUUUACAUAUUUUGUUUUAGAUGGCGAGACCUUAUAAUUUUUGACGUCCUAGAUGAUGAUGACCCCGUGUUAUCUCCCGGUCAGGAUUUCACUUGGAUUCCAGGCAUCAAAGAAAUUUUAACUCGUACUAUUUACUCUAAACUUAAUCCACUGAAAGUUUGCUCUCCUUCUAUCGUGGCAGAGUUUGCCAAGAUCGCUCACCACCUAAAGUUCAUCUACGUAUAUCCCUUACUGGAAACUAAUAAACGUAUUCGAUUAGGACAAUUCUCAGUCAUCAACGUCAAUGGAGCUCUUCGAGGCACGGGUAGUGAUUCUAAUGAAAAAUGGCAUCAGCUCGACGCUUACUUCCCCUUUGAUCCUUAUCAGCUCCCAAUCAGCAAACGAUGGAUCGAGGGUGACUACGUGCAAUGGAAAGGAAUUCCAGGUCUAGAUCAAGGACAAGAUGAUGACAGCGACGAUAAUAUUUUGGAUAAUGAAAACAAUGACGAGGAUACUGCGACUGAAGAUGAAAACUGA
Messenger RNA from Blumeria graminis f. sp. triticale, 1992 nucleotides. Lineage: Eukaryota; Fungi; Ascomycota; Leotiomycetes; Helotiales; Erysiphaceae. The record is from the annotation of a GenBank genome assembly.